Messenger RNA from Symbiodinium necroappetens, 2502 nucleotides. The record is from the annotation of a GenBank genome assembly. Lineage: Eukaryota; Dinophyceae; Suessiales; Symbiodiniaceae.
AUGGUCCGGCGCCUUGGUUGCUUGUUGUUGUUCGCUGGCCUCGGCUUGCUUGGGGUGCGGCAGCUGGCAUGGAUGUUGACACUGGGCGAAGGUCGUGCCCAUGCCGAGCGCUCUGUCGGAAGUCCCAUACAGAGAAGCGCCAGCUCGGCGCAGAUGCUUCCAGCACUCUCUGAGCAGGAGGACUACAGUGGUAAGGUGUAUCGGGUCCGUUCAGACACUGACAUGAAAGGCCUGGCAGACCACGUGGUGCGAGAGGCGGGGCAAGGCCUCUUCUGCGACAGUCUCGGCAUCAGAGCUGCCAGCGUAGUCGUCAAAGCAUGUGCCACGGCAAUGACACUAGAUUUCAACGGCCAGAUCGUUGCCAUGGCUUUGGAUUGGGUCACAAAGAAGCCGCAUGGCAGGGCGUUUCGAGAAGGUGCCAUGGAGGUGACCGCCCUGCGGACUCACUAUCAGCUGGUGGAGAAGCGUGUGGAGCCUUCGAAGCAAAGCCCAUUGCUGGUUGGCCGCACCACGAAUAUCGGACAGCUCGGUGGUGCGAUCUUGGGUCGCAUCCAACAGAGCGGCGAGGCGCUGAUCCACGUGGCCGGCCCCGAACGGACCAUGGCAGCCCUGCGCUCCAUCAUCGCGGCCGACCGGCUCUGGUCCGUCGAUGACAAGAACUCCAACAAGGAGGCCAGCCCCCGCAGCCGGGUCCUGGUGUCAGCGACGUGGCAAAGCGAUGCUCCGGGCAAGGCGUACCUGAGGCGCGCGACACAGGCCAAAGCAGCUGCUGGCGACGAACGUUUCAGGGUGGACUUCCGGCGUCGAAGCAGGAAGUCUGCUCCGCCGGGUCCCGGGACGACGAGCCUGGCGAUGCACUUCGCCAUGAAAAGGAAGCAGCCAGAGGAGGAGAAAAAGGCGGAAAAGGAUGAAAAGGAGGAGGAGGCUUCCGCGGAGAAAGCGCCGAAGAAGAGCGAGAAGAAAGCCUCCGUGCAGGCGCAGCAGGAGGCCUUGCCUCCAAAGCGGAAGGCGAAGGCGAAAGCCAAGCCGACGUCUGCGGCCGCAAAGUUUGCGAUGCGGCUUUCCCCAAAGGUCAAGGCCGAGGUGCAUGGACCCUCCGGGGUGGCCACGCCGCAGCGAAGCGCCAGCGGAGGCGCCAGCGGAGGCGCAGAGCCGAAGGAUCAGGACAUGUCGAGCCCCCCUUCGAAGGGUGUCUCGGUCGCCGAGGCUACUCCAGAGAAGCCCUCCAUCCAAGCUGCAAGGAUCCAGCCCUCGCCAGACAGAAACGAGCUGACGUCGCUUCGAAACAGCAUUCAAGCGGUGGUCAGAACCCACGACUACGCGAAGGCUAGGGAGCUGCAUCAGCUCCUGGUUAAACGAUGUGCGGAGAUCGGCUGCUCUGUGCCCCCCCCGCGCGAGGAAAAGGGCGAGAAAUCAAAGCCAAAAAGCGCCGAUGCAAAAGAGCCCCUAGAUGAAGAAGGCGAUGCCGAGCCGACGGACCGCUUCGAGUUUGCACGAGCCAUUCUCAAGGAAAAGUUCCCGCUGCGCUUCCUGGAUGGGAAUUCCAAGGAGGAUGAUUCGGAAGUCUGCUACCAGAAUCAGAAGACCACAUGGCGCAGGAAACAAGAAGGAGAAGAUCAGGACGAGGAUGCCGAUGGUGCAGAGGAGGAUGAGGAGCAGCAGAAAGGACGGGAAAUGAAGAAGGCCUUGUCCGGCAUCCCGGAUGCCUCCGUCGAGGAUAUCGACCGCUUCCCUGCAGUCGCAGCCACUUUCAGAGAAUGGCUGAGAACGGACGCGAACGUGCAGGAAGACGAUGCGGAAAGCUCGGUCCAGGUGCUGCAUGACCUCUUCACUCAAGACGAGAAGGCCCUCGACGAGAUGGCCAAGGCGACGUACGUGAAACUCGUUUCCAAGGAGAAGUCGCACGAGAAAGCCGUGAAGCAAUUCGCAGCCUUCUGGACAAAGAGAAAGAACGGCCCCUGGUGCCAGGCGCCUCCUCGCACCGAACGGAAGCUGGAAGUCCGCCUGCGCGAUGAGCACAGAAUCCCCGCAGCCUGGGGUGUGCGAGUUGUCCAGAGGGCACACAAAGAGGAUCUCGUGAUUCUGACGGCUCCGGACGGCACGAAACAGUAUGCGGAAGCAUCGAAACUGUCCGAUCAUCCCGUGCUGACGAGAAAGGACUUUCAAGAGGAGCGACAGCGGCGCGAGCUGCUGGAUGAGACGGAGACGGGCAAGCUGGAGCAAGAGGCGGAGGCUCGGUUGCGGAGGGAGAAGCUCCUGAAGGUCGAGACCUCGGGCGCCACGCAGGCGGUGCAGGAUGCCUUGAACGGACGCCCAGAUGCGGAGUUGUGUCUUCGACGAGCGGCUCUCCGACAGCACGUCGCUUGCUCCAGCUGUGGCCGGCUCUCCACAAGGUGCUUCGAAUAUUUCAUUGACGACAUUAUGGGAGUGGAUUUCGAAGCUGCUUCCAGAGUGCACGAGGUUCCCUCGGUAGCUGUCUUUCAUCAUGUGCGGGGCACAUGA